AUGGCUGAAAGUAAUUCUUCAGAAAAUAUUGAAGAUGAAGCAAUUCGUCAUCGUCAUGAACGUCGAGAAUUACAAUCAACAAUUCAACAAUUAAAAAAAUCAAUAAAUAAAAAUGAUAAAACACGAAAGAAAAAAAUUGAUAGUGAAAUAAAAGCUUUAGAAGAAGCAUUUGAAAAACGAUGGGAACAUUUUAAUGAAAAUUCAACUACGCUUGAAUCGAAUACAACUAUUGAUUCUAUUCAAUCAAAUGAAAAUCUUCCUGAAACUGAUGAAAAACAACAUGCAUCACGUAAAGCACGUCGUUUAGCUAAUAAAGAAAAACGUCAAGCUGAACUUAAUGCAAAUCAAGAAAUCAUAGAUUAUGAUAAUCAACCAGAAUCAAUACGUAGUCGUAAUGAAUCUUUAUCAAUAGAUGAACAAUUACAUGAACGUGGUCUUGAACUUUAUUCAAUAGCAUCUGAUGGUAAUUGUCUAUUUGCUUCAAUUGUUAAUCAAUUAUCAGAUUUAAAUGUACGAGAAUUACGUGAACAAGUUGCUGAAUAUUUACGUAAACAUCGAAAUGAAUAUGAACCAUUUAUUGAUACAAAUUAUGAUAUUUAUUGUGAUAAAUUAGCUAAAGAAAACAUUUGGGGUGGACAAAUUGAAUUACAAAUAUGUGCAAAAAUUCUACAACGAUCUAUUGAAAUUAUUCAAGGAAAUGGUAAUGAACCAAUUAAAAUUGAUUGUCCAUCAUCGUCAAAACCACCGAUUAUUAUAACUUAUCAUCGAUAUUUAUAUGCUAAUGGUGAACAUUAUAAUAGUACAAUGAGGACUCAGGAAAACGAUAAUGAAUAA
Rotaria sordida is the source of this 834-nucleotide messenger RNA. The record is from the annotation of a GenBank genome assembly. NCBI's taxonomy places the organism in Eukaryota, Metazoa, Rotifera, Eurotatoria, Philodinida, Philodinidae.